Molecule: messenger RNA, 1542 nt
Organism: Aegilops tauschii subsp. strangulata
Lineage: Eukaryota; Viridiplantae; Streptophyta; Magnoliopsida; Poales; Poaceae
Source: RefSeq, a predicted model, not a curated record
AUGUCUGGAUCCGGUUCCAAGGGUAAUUGGGAGGCCUCCUGCGUCACCGAGAAGGACAUCAAGGAGCUCCGGGGCGCGGGUUAUCUGUCAGCGGACAUUGUGCACGGGCUCCCCGCCAAAGAUCAGGUCCUCCCCACUCCAAAGCCCGGCGAAAGGGUCGUAUUCAUCCCUCAUUUCCUCCGAGGGCUGGGUUUUCCCCUUCAUCCCUUCGUCCGGGGCCUCAUGGCCGCGCCGAGCCUGUUCGGCAGCCGGCCGAAGAAACCCAAGGGCUCGGCGGCGGCGACUAAGUGGGAUGAAGCGACCGCUAAGUCCAUCCGCUUCCGCAAGACGGUGAAGGAGCCGCAGCUAGUGUCCGCGGUCCCGCUCUCUCUUGAGAAGUCGGCUGCCGCCUCCAUCAUUGGGUCGGCGGAGACUUCUGCCACCACCUGGCGAAUCGACCCGGCCGCGGACCUCCGGGAGGCAACGGAGCGAAACGCGCGGGAGGCGCGUGAGGAGCAGGAGGCCGCCCGCCUGGAGAAGGCGGAAGCGGAAAGGGAGGAGGCCGCCGCCCCGAAGAAGCUGGCGGAAGCCGAGGCAGCCGACUUCUCUGCGAAGAAGCAGGCUGAAGAAGCCGCACGCCGCCAGUCGGCGAUAUUCGUCACUCCCCUGAACUCCGCACCGCCACCACCGGAGUUUGUGGUGCAGAUUGGGGAAGCCGGCGGCGAGCACCCUGUCAUGGAGAGGGACAGCGGCGACGUCGCCAUGCCGGACGUAAUCGUGCCCCGGCCACCACCUUCUAAGGAAGCGCGGGACAAAAAGCCGGCUGAUCCACCGGCACCACCGGCCGGAGACGAGAUGGCGACGGAAACAACUCCUGAGGUCCGUACCACAAUGUGUCACCCGCUUGCAAAGGCGGCCUCGGCGCCACGCCCGCUGGAGACCGGCGCCGCAAGCUCCUCAAUCCCGGACACCGAGGUGACCAGCGCCACGCCCACUGGGUGGGUGCGGGGAGGCGGGACGGGCCCUCUGAACAAGGCGAUCCUGGACGUUCAAGCCAAACUCCGCGCCGAGGCCGACGCUCUCAAGCACUACAACAAGGCGUUCCUGGAAUCGCGAGAGGCCAUCCGGGAUUAUCAUAACCUCCGUGCAGCCGCCUUCAACUCCAAAGUCCAGGAGUUGGAUCAACGUGCCAUCGACUUAUCAGAGAGCCGGAAGGCCAACACCGCCCGGCAGCAGCAGCUGGGCGAAACCAAUACCGCGCUGCGUGCCAGGGAGGUGGAGUGCGGCAAGCUGGCUGAAGAGCGUGACCGGCUGGUCGCGCAACUGGCGGAGCAGACUUCUUCCCUGGUCAUUCUGACGCCGCCAAUCAGGCCAUUGAAGCUGAUCGCGAAGGACGGAGGGCGGAAGGAGGCCCAGGAGGAGCUAGUGGCAGUAGAGGAUGACCUUGUCAAGCGCGCGGCGGCAAUCGCCGAGUACACCGACACCAGCGUCUUCAUCCCGGAGCGGGCCGAGAACGGCGCCGAGGCGCCACCAGAAUGGGUUGCACUCUAUGCCACGCUCUGA